This is a messenger RNA of Carya illinoinensis, 900 nucleotides long. RefSeq lists its product as uncharacterized. Gene Ontology annotation, biological process: DNA repair. The transcript has a single exon. The record is from RefSeq and is a predicted model, not a curated record. NCBI's taxonomy places the organism in Eukaryota, Viridiplantae, Streptophyta, Magnoliopsida, Fagales, Juglandaceae. Bases 1 to 900 code for a protein of 299 amino acids. Gene Ontology annotation, molecular function: endonuclease activity; DNA binding.
AUGAAAAGUUUAAGCUGGAAUGCACGUGGGCUUGGAAACCCACGUGGCAUUAGAGCACUUCAUGAUUUAGUCAAGAAAGAAGGUCCCGAUAUAAUGUUUUUACAAGAAACAAAAGUAAGCAGCAGAAUAAUGGAUAGAGUAAAGUAUCAGGUGGGAUUACAUAAUUGUCUAACAGUUGAUUGUGAGGGAAGAAGUGGAGGCCUUAGUUUGUUAUGGAGACAGGAAGUUGAGCUGACAAUUAAAAGUUUUUCUAAGCAUCAUAUUGAUGCUGAAGUGAAAGACAGUGAUAAUAAAGGUUGGUGGCAAGUAACAGGUCUAUAUCGACACCCAGAAACCAGUAGGAGGGAAGAAACUUGGGACUUAAUGAGGUCUUUAAGUAGGGGUGCUCAUGAGAGAUGGUUGGUGAUGGGUGACUUUAAUGAAAUAACCAGUAGAAUGGAAAAAAAGGGUGGGAAGGAUAGAGCUGAAUUACAAAUGGAGAGUUUUAGAAGAAUAAUAGAUGACUGCACAUUAAUUGAUCUGGGUUCUGAAGGAACCAGUUUUACAUGGUGGAACAGCAGGGAAGGGGUAAAUGCCAUUCAUGAAAGACUAGAUCGAGCCCUAGCAAACAAUGCAUGGUGUAGAGCUUUUCCUUAUGCAAAGGUGUUUCAUACCAUUGCUGCUUAUUCAGACCAUAACCCUAUUGUGCUACAAACUGAGGGUUGUGUGCAAAAGUUUAAAGGCCAAAAGCCUUUCAUGUUUGAAGCAGUAUGGACAGAAAGUGAAGAAUGUGCAAAGGUGAUUGAGAAGGCUUGGCAAGUUCACUGUGGGGAUGGACCUAUUGGAGAGGUGGUGAACAAGAUUUCGAGGUGUAGUGGCAGGUUGCUAAGGUGGAACAAAGCUAGUUUUGGAACAGUCUAA